This is a messenger RNA of Musa acuminata subsp. malaccensis (wild Malaysian banana), 1753 nucleotides long. RefSeq names its product protein disulfide-isomerase. Gene Ontology annotation, cellular component: endoplasmic reticulum. The record is from RefSeq and is a predicted model, not a curated record. Lineage: Eukaryota; Viridiplantae; Streptophyta; Magnoliopsida; Zingiberales; Musaceae. Gene Ontology annotation, molecular function: protein disulfide isomerase activity. Gene Ontology annotation, biological process: protein folding; response to endoplasmic reticulum stress.
GAAGCGAGAGAGAGAGAGAGAGAGGUAUAUCGGUCUCGCUAUCUCCAAUGGCCAUUUCAAGUUCUUGGAUCACGGCAGCCUUCCUCGCCCUCCUGGUGCUCUCCUCCUCCCUUCCGCCCUCCGCAGCGGAGGGCAACGACGGAGAAGUGAAGGAGCCGGAUACCGACCCGGAGGCGGUGGCCGAGCCUUCCUUCGUCAUCACACUCGACGCCUCCAACUUCUCCGAGACCGUCUCCAAGCACGACUUCAUCGUCGUCGAGUUCUACGCUCCCUGGUGUGGGCACUGCAAGAAACUUGCUCCUGAGUAUGAGAAGGCUGCAUUGGUAUUAAGUGAAAAUGAUCCUCCCAUUGCUUUGGCUAAGAUUGACUGUAAUGAAAAUGUAAACAAGGAAAUUGCCUCAAAAUAUGAGGUCAGGGGCUUUCCCACGCUCAAGAUUUUCAGGAAUGGAGGGGAGGACAUUCAAGAGUAUAAAGGUCCUCGGGAAGCUGAUGGUAUAGUUGAAUACUUAAGUAAGCAAGUUGGCCCUGCAUCGACUGAAAUUAAAUCUACUGAGGAUGUUGAUAAAGUGAUUGUUGAUAAGAAAAUCUCUAUUGUGGGGAUAUUCCCUCAAUUCUCUGGGGAGGAAUUUGAAACUUUUAUUAAAGUUGCUGAAAAGUUACGAUCGGACUAUGAUUUUGGUCACACCUCAAAUGCAAAGCUCCUUCCACAUGGGGAUGAAACUGUAAAACAACCAAUAGUUAGGUUGUUCAAGCCAUUUGACGAGCUUUUUGUUGAUUUCAAGGACUUUCAGGCUGAUGCUAUAGAGAAAUUCAUUGAAUCUGAAAGUAUGCCAAUCGUUACUACUUAUGAUAAUGAUCCGACCAACCACCCUUUCCUUGUUAAGUUCUUUGACAGUCCCAAUGCCAAAGCUAUGCUCUUCUUCAACUUCAGCAGUGACAAUUAUAACACUUUCAAGUCCAAGUUACAUGAGGUUGCGAAGGACUACAAGGGGGAUAAUAUAAAAUUUCUGAUCGGGGACCUUGAUGCAAGUGAAAUGGCCUUGAAGUUCUUUGGCCUAGAAAAGGAUCAGGCUCCUCUUAUAAUCAUACAAGAUAGCAAGGGCCACAAAUAUUUUCAACCAAAUGUUACACCCGAGCAGAUUGCAACAUGGCUGAAGGACUAUGCAGUUGGUGGCCUAGAACCAUAUCGUAAAUCAGAGUCAGUUCCUGAAGUUAAUAAUGAACCAGUUAAGAUUGUGGUGGCCAAAAGUCUCCAGGAAAUAGUGUUCAGCUCUGGGAAGAAUGUUCUGCUUGAAUUUUAUGCACCUUGGUGUGGACAUUGCAAGAAACUUGCACCAAUCUUAGAAGAAGUAGCUAUCUCAUUUGAAAAUGAUGCAGAUGUGAUCAUUGCAAAGAUGGAUGCUACCAAGAACGAUGUUCCAGAUGAAUUUGCUGUUCAGGGUUAUCCAACAUUGUAUUUUGUUUCUGCCAGUGGCAAAAUUUCACAGUAUGAGGGGAACAGAACGGUAGAGGACUUUAUUAACUUUGUGAACAACAAUAAGGAUGUUAUUAGUCAACCUGGCUCACCUGAUUCUGUAAAAGAUGAGCUAUGAUCAAGGAUACAAUACCGGUCCCAAUUGGUGGUGGCUGACUGGCUGGAAUUAUAGGAUCUUGUAUCUCACCAAAUUGUCUGAUCUUGUGAUCUGUUUUCCCUUUUGUCGUGUAUGACCAAAAUUGUCUCUUGAGUAAUAAAACGUGCAUCUUCGGGACUUCA